CUGAACAUCCCCGAACCUCUGUCAGAGCUGGAAAUUCAGCGUGAGCUUGGGGCACUGGCCGGGCGCAACCGUACACUGGGUAGCGGGCCUUCCUUCCUGGGAGCCGGAUCGUACCAUCACUUCAUCCCCGCCAUCGUGAAAUCACUGGUCACCCGCGGCGAGUUCAUCACCGCUUACACCCCUUACCAGGCCGAGGCCAGCCAGGGCACGCUGCAGGUCAUCUACGAGUUCCAGACGCUGAUCUGCAACCUGUACGGGAUGGAGGUCGCCAACGCCGGGAUGUACGACGGCGCGACCAGCCUUGCCGAGGCGGCGCUGAUGGCGUGCCGGGUUACGCGGCGGGAGCGGGUAGCGGUGCUGGACACCGUGUCGCCCGCCUACCGGGCGGUCAUCGAGUCCUACUGCCGUCCGCAGAGCCUCGAGGUGGCGACGGUCAGUGACGCCGCAUCGGGAGUGAAUGACGCAACGGCCUGCCUGGUCACACAGUACCCCAACUUCUACGGCGGAAUCGAAGAUCUGAGGGCGCAGGUGGACACGGCACACAGCGCGGGCGCGCUGUCCGUGGUGUCCUGUGACCCCAUUGCCGUGGGAAUGUUCCAGCCUCCGGGACACUACGGAGCCGACAUCGUAACCGGCGAGGGGCAGCCGCUGGGGAUUCCACCCAGCUACGGCGGGCCGUAUGUGGGGCUGUUCUCGACCAAGCAGGAAUACAUCCGGCAGAUGCCCAGCCGCCUGUCGGGUCGCACCGUGGACCGCAACGGCGAGACUGGCUACGUUCUGACGCUGCAGACACGGGAGCAGCACAUCCGGCGGGAGCGAGCCACUUCCAACAUCUGCACCAACGAGGCCCUGUACGCCCUGGCCGCGACCAUCUACCUAGCCGCGCUCGGCAAGUCGGGCCUGCGGCAGGUGGCCGAGCUGUGCUACCAGAAGUCGCAGUACGCCGUAUCGCAGAUCGCCGCGCUGCCGGGCUACUCCAUCGCCAACAGCGGUCCUCUCUUCCGCGAGUUCGUGGCCCAGUGCCCAGCGCCGCCCGCCCAGAUCAACCGGCAGUUGAUGGAGCAGAACAUCCUAGGCGGCCUGGACGUCAGCGACCGAUACACCAACGGCAUGCUGCUCUGCGUAACCGAGAUGAACACCAAGGACGAGAUCGACAAACUGGCGGCGGCGUUAGCGGGAUAA
Geodia barretti is the source of this 1182-nucleotide messenger RNA. Lineage: Eukaryota; Metazoa; Porifera; Demospongiae; Tetractinellida; Geodiidae. The record is from the annotation of a GenBank genome assembly.